Molecule: messenger RNA, 1604 nt
Organism: Armigeres subalbatus
Lineage: Eukaryota; Metazoa; Arthropoda; Insecta; Diptera; Culicidae
Exons: 3
Source: RefSeq, a predicted model, not a curated record
GUUCGUCGACAGCUUUACGAGGAGAUAUUAUGACUUCUCAGGAUCUCUUUGUAGCACAUGAAAACAUUGUCGCCCCGGAAGGCAUUGUUGUCGCACGGGAGGAUACCGCAGGAACAGAAAAAAUCGAGUAUAAUCUACUUCAACCGUUCGAGUUUUCAUCGAACUUAUUGACGAUUGUAUCCGAGUCAAACGUGGACGCUCCAGUAACUGAUGAUAUAGCUACACAGCUAGUUUCUGACAUGGGCGCAGAAGACCCUGAUCCAAAUGUAGCAGAGCAACCAGUCAUAACAACUUCGGCGAUAAGUAUGCCUCCCUCAUCAUCGAUUAGCUACGAUCAACGCACUGCUUCAAUUGAGAACGAUCAAGAUGAAAAUACGUCACCGAAUACAUCUGCGAAACGAUGUAAUCCUGGAUACGAAAAAUCUAACAAGAAGCAUUCAUCUAGCGCGAUGAAAUUUAGAUCGUUUGAGAUUAAUUGGAGUAAGAUUUCCGACACUCAAAUGGCUCGCCUUGACAGUCUUCAAGAAUAUCGACUAAAAAAUCCAAAUUCAGCAGUCCCACGUACGAUUCGUUUUAAAAAAAAUGAACUCAGUACUCUGGUGAACAACAUCGUCGAGCAAUUACGGAAUAUCGACACAGAUAUAAGUGCAGCUGUCAUGGAAACUGUAUCAAAACAAAUGUUGCACAAAUAUCCAUGCAUGGAAAUACUGGAUGACGACGGAUUUGGUAAUGGAUUAAGUCAUAUGACAAUAAAACACAAAAUGAUAAACAGAAAUACGUACUUGAACCGCCUAGACUCAUUGCCAAGAGCAGCACCAACGUUGAAUCAUAAGCCAAAGUAUCGGAGAGCUGGCACUAUGCAAGAAUAUUGGAAGUCUACGACGGAUCAAUGCUCCAAGGACAUUCUUUCCAAACUACGGCGAGAUGAGCCAAAUCUGCUUACGGAAGAUUUUAUGAGCGUUUCCCAGGGAUACAUCAGAUCACAACUCGAUCAGAAAAAGGAACUUAAGGUCAUACUGUCAGAGUGGCCAGUGUUGCGAAGACGGAUUUUGUUGAGCUAUCACUUCAAGAAAGCGACUGAGAUAGACAUCGAUACUCUACGUACUUAUUUUAUCGCAAAAAAAGCAAAGAUUAUAGAGUUCUCGGCCAGCCAAAAAGCUAAUAGGUUGAAUGAAGGAGCCUCCGAUUAUGACGUAUUCUACUUUUUAGCAAGAGCAGUGGGAGAAUCAUUAGAUGAUCUCGUUUUGAAGAAGGAGAUUGGCACCAGCAUUGAAGCAAUACACGAUGAAUCAUCAGGACCAGUACUGAUUUGCGUUGAUGAGGCAAACGAUUCGGCCAUAUAUUAUGUGUUUGCGGAGCAAACUAGGCUCUCUGAAGGCACCAAAGAUAUAAUAUGCGCAUUUCAAGACCUUAGGUGUAUGCAGUACGUUCAUGGCUUCAUGUACCUCAAGAAGGUUGCUAAGUUUUUGGAGUUAAUUCAGGAGUAUUUGCUAAAGUUUUUCCCGGCCAAAGGCUCUAAGUCCAAUGCCAUAAGAAUCGGACAGCAGCAACGGAUGGUGCAGAAGGUGAUCACAGCAUUGUCCGAAUACGGAGCCGCUACAUAA